GGCAGGAACCUUUAGAGGACAGAGUUGUUCCACCGGAACAGUCGGUCUGGGUACCAGAACAGAAAGGAGAUAAAUACAGGAAACAAGAACCUGCCCGAGAACCCCGCGGAGCACACAGAACAGUGACAACGACGAGUCGUCUCCGCUGAGCUAAUAUUUAUUUUAUUGCCAGCAGACACAGAGCUGCUGGUUAGCCACUGUCAGCCGGUGGCAGCGCGCGCAUCAGGAGCAGCUAGCUUAGCUUAGCUGCUGGAGAGGGAACGAGGGAACAGCUUCCAGGAUGAGGCUGAAAGUGGGAUUCCUACUGCGGAGCUUGCUGGUCAUCGGGACGUUUCUGGCUUUGGUGGUACUCUGGUCGUCUCUGUCUCCAAAGCCCAACGACGAGAACCCCUUCGCGAGAAGGGAUGACGGUGCGCUCCCCAAAGGGGACCUGGCGGAUCAGUUUAAACCUGUGGUGCCCUGGCCCCGUGUGGAAGGUGUAGAAGUUGACCUGAACUCUAUCCGACAGAAGCAUGGAGGAGUCAAUCUUCAUGGCCAGGAGCAGCAGCCAAACCAGAAGCAGGUCAUCCAGCAGCAGUAUGUGACAUUCAGACCUCACACACAUGCCUACAACAGCCCUGUGCUCAAAAAGGGGAUCCUGGGAAACUUUGAGCCUAAGGAACCUGAACCUCCAGGAGUCCCUAAUGGUCCUGGGGAGGGAGCCAAGCCAUUUGUCUUGGGUCCAGAGUACAAAGACUCCGUCCAAGCUUCCAUUAAGGAGUUUGGUUUCAACAUGGUGGCUAGUGACAUGAUCUCAUUGGACCGAACCAUCAGUGAUUUACGCCAUGAAGAGUGUAAGUACUGGCAUUACGAUGAUAGGCUGCUGACUUCUAGUGUCAUAAUAGUAUUCCAUAACGAGGGCUGGUCCACACUGAUGAGAACAGUGCACAGUGUCAUCAAGAGGACGCCCAGGAGAUAUCUGGCUGAGAUUGUCCUAAUAGAUGACUUCAGUAACAAAGUCCAUCUGAAGGAGCGUCUGGAGGAGUACAUUAAGCAAUGGAACGGGCUUGUUAAACUCUUCAGAAAUGAUAAACGAGAGGGACUGAUACAGGCGAGGAGCAUCGGAGCUCAUAAGGCAACUACAGGACAGGUCCUGAUCUACUUGGAUGCUCAUUGUGAGGUUGGAAUCAACUGGUAUGCUCCUCUUGUUGGACCAAUUUCAAAAGACAGAACUGUUUGUACGGUGCCUCUGAUUGACUCCAUCCAUGGCCAGAGGUUCAACAUCGAGCCCCAAGGCGGAGGAGACGAGAACGGUUUUGCUAGAGGAGCCUGGGAUUGGAGCAUGCUCUGGAAGAGAGUUCCGCUUGGAGACAGGGAAAAAAAUCUGAGAAAAACAGUAACUGAGCCAUAUAGGUCUCCAGCAAUGGCCGGAGGUCUCUUUGCUAUAGAGCGAGACUUCUUCUUUGAGCUGGGUCUGUAUGACCCUGGACUACAGAUAUGGGGAGGAGAGAAUUUUGAAAUAUCAUACAAGAUCUGGCAGUGUGGGGGCCAAUUGCUCUUUGUACCAUGUUCUCGCGUUGGUCAUAUCUACAGACUUCAGGGCUGGCAGGGAAACCCCCCACCUGCACAUGUUGGAUCCUCGCCCACUCUAAAGAACUACGUUCGUGUGGUGGAGGUAUGGUGGGAUGAUUAUAAGGACUACUUCUACGCCAGCCGCCCUGAAACUCUGACUCUAGCCUAUGGGGACAUAAGUGAUCUGAAACGUUUCAGGGAGGAGCAUCGAUGCAAAAGUUUCAAAUGGUUCAUGGAGGAAAUAGCUUAUGACAUCCCAGCGCACUACCCUCUUCCUCCUAAAAAUGUUGAAUGGGGGGAGAUUCGAGGCUUUGAGACCAGCUACUGCAUUGACAGCAUGGGGCACACCAAUGGAGGGAAUGUGGAAAUUGGCCCCUGCCACAGGAUGGGGGGGAACCAGUUGUUCCGCAUAAAUGAAGCCAACCAGUUGAUGCAGUACGACCAGUGCCUGACCAGAGGAGAGAACUCAGCUGUUAUCAUCACACACUGUGAGAGGAACCAGAACACUGAGUGGAACUACUUCAAGGAUCUUCAUCGGUUCACUCAUGUGCCAACAGGUAAAUGUCUGGACCGCUCCGACCUGCUUCACAAAGUGUUCAUAUCAGACUGUGACGUCAGCAAAAGCACUCAGAAGUGGGAGAUGAACAACAUUGUCGCUGUAUGAAGACUUAAGGAAAUCCACUGGUCGAUGGGAGAAAGAUGUGGUGAUUUUUCUAAGGACAUGACCACUAAAUGUAUCCAAACAGCUGGUUUUAUUCUGAAGGUCUCAGCUGUGGCUAUCAGCAAAAAACGCCUUUGUUAAGGUUUGUCCUGGACUCAACAGGAAGUGAUGCACUCCAGGGAAGAACUGGUUGAUAGACCACCAGAAACAGCUGGUCCUUACAAGGAGCUGUUGGGUUAGCAUUAAACUGGCAACAUGUCUCUGGCCUUUUAUGGUGGUUGUGUUUACAAGCUUUUAUUUCUGUUUUCUUAAAAUCCUAAUCUUUGCUAUCACUGACCGUCCAGGAAAGUGAACACAAUCAACUCUAAUCAUUUCACAGACAUUUUUAAUUCUGGUUUGCUCACUUGAUGCCAAAGGCAGACCGUGUGAUUGGUGAAGGACUCCGGGGUUCUGGACACUCCAUGGGUUUACUGCUUGCUUAUAUCCAGAAAACACACUUGAUAGACUUUUUGCUGGAAAUAUGGUGUAAAAGCAGCUGAAUAAUGUGAUCUCAUGAUACAGACGAGGUAGUAGUUCAUUUUUAACCAUUGGCAGCUGGCUGUAUUUGUUUUUUGACUCCAUUGCAAUGAACCUUUAACAGGCUAAUCGCAUUUCUCCUAUAUAUAUGUUUUUCUAUGAUUUGGCUAGAAUAUAAAUCACCUUUACACUGUCUGAAGUUUCUAAGCAAAAGGAAAAAGUGAAAAAGAAAAACAGAGGUCUUCCUGAAGGAACUUCAAUCUGUGGCUGUUUCUCCAAACUAAGCUUUCCAAGCACAAUUUCAGUUGUUCCAUGUCUGAAAUGUUUAUUGCCAUUUAUUUUUGAAAAAGUGUAAAGGUCUUGGACUGCUUGCCUUACUGGAAUAACUUCAGGGGAUCAGUUUACUGUGACCUGGUAAUAGCCUGUGACGGGAUGGGUUAAUAAUCGAGUCUGAUAUACGGUGGGGGAAAUGUCUGCUUUUGUUCUAGGGCAACGAGGUGUGGGUUUAUUGUUGAUCAUGUUUGCAACAUUUUGUACAAGAGAAAUGAAGUUCUUUCUAAAGAAGAUGGUGUAUUAUAUCAGAGGCCCUUAAUGAUGUAAAUAUCUAACUUAUAGGAGAGAUUUAAUAAUGUGGGCCAAACAAUGGGGGAGUGAUGAAAUAAACAAUUUUUACUA
Molecule: messenger RNA, 3403 nt
Organism: Fundulus heteroclitus (mummichog)
Lineage: Eukaryota; Metazoa; Chordata; Actinopteri; Cyprinodontiformes; Fundulidae
Gene: galnt7
Product: UDP-N-acetyl-alpha-D-galactosamine: polypeptide N-acetylgalactosaminyltransferase 7
Exons: 15
Coding region: 281-2215 (644 amino acids)
Cellular component (GO): Golgi apparatus
Source: RefSeq, a predicted model, not a curated record